Messenger RNA from Musa acuminata AAA Group (dessert banana), 3169 nucleotides. RefSeq names its product type I inositol polyphosphate 5-phosphatase 1-like. Gene Ontology annotation, biological process: phosphatidylinositol dephosphorylation. Lineage: Eukaryota; Viridiplantae; Streptophyta; Magnoliopsida; Zingiberales; Musaceae. The record is from RefSeq and is a predicted model, not a curated record. The transcript has 12 exons. Bases 892 to 2976 code for a protein of 694 amino acids. Gene Ontology annotation, molecular function: inositol-polyphosphate 5-phosphatase activity; phosphatidylinositol-4,5-bisphosphate 5-phosphatase activity; phosphatidylinositol-3,4,5-trisphosphate 5-phosphatase activity.
ACGGAGUUGCACGGUAAGCCGCUCUAAGAGGAAGGGAGAGGAUCAAAAGUAAGGUGAAAGGUGACGUCUUGAGGACAGAGAGAACCUCGACGUGAAUCAGGUUCGAUGCCAAAUAGAGGAGAAGGGAAAGGAGCGAGAGUGAGAGAGUCUCUCGGAAGGCUUAUAGCCACUUGAGUAGAUGGGCUGAUAGUAAUCAUGACAUGGGCUUUUCACGUCUUGGGUGCGUGUGGAAUCAUCAAUUCGUAUUGGGGCCAUAUCUAGAAUCAAUAACUCUGUUCACUAGGUGGUGGAUUACCAUGAUGGAGCAUGCCACGAUGGUGACGUGUGAUAAUUUCUGAGAACAUCUCGCCACCGAAUUCAGCCCCAUCCAUCCAUUACUCGGAGUGGAGAUGAAGGUGGUGGACGCGUACUCAAGGUUAAAGCGAACUGAAUGUGUCGAUGCUUACUUUUAUGUGCAGUGGAGUAGUUUAGAAUAGGGAAUUCAUCAUCCAUCGCCAACCUGAGACACGCACAGGGCCAUCAUCCAUCGUCUAAGCUCCCCUCCCCCCUCCUCACUACCUCUUCUUCGUAUGACCCAAGACAACUUGGUUCCCACCGAGACAGUUGGGGUAUUAGGUUCCAUGGACCGUCGCGUCUAAUUGGCACGGUGUAGAAGAGAGGGAGAAAAGUUGCCACACCGACAACGACCGGCACCGACGUCGGGGCUCCAAAGUUAGUCACAACAACGACGCCGCAGCAAAGGGUGCCGCCUUUUCUCGCUCGCCUGCUUCCUCGUUGUUGCUUGAUAAAGCUAUAGCGCUUUUAUUGCUCCUCGACUGGCACCGAUUCCUUUACACAGAAAGGGAGGAGGAGAGAGUGGUGAAGCGGCCAGCCCAGGGGAGUCCGGAAGAUAUGAGUCAGACGCCGAAAAAGCCCGGAGAGGUUUUCUGGCCCAAGAUAGUUCUCAAGAAAUGGCUCAACAUCAGAGCCAACGACUCCGAGUUCAGCGCCGACGAGGGCGGCAACGAAAGCGAUCUUGAAGAGGAUGAAGAGAACUGUGGUUGCGAGGGGAACGAGGAGAGGAGAGCCAGAAGGCUUCAGGCCAAGACAAACGAUGACAACCUAGAGAGCUUCCCAUACAAGCUGAGGAGGAGGAAUUCAGAGACCUUCCGGUCACAGUAUAUAAACACCAAGGAACUCAGGGUCUGCGUCGGGACUUGGAAUGUCGGAGGACAACAUCCACCAGAGGAUCUAGACAUAGCAGAGUGGCUGGACACGGAGGAGCCUGCUGAUAUCUAUGCACUUGGUAUCCAGGAGAUCGUUCCCUUGAAUGCAGGUAAUAUCUUCGGCGCCGAGGACAGCGGGCCGGUUGCAAAAUGGGAACAUCUCAUUCGUAAGACACUAAAUAGGAUUCAACCCAUAAAGCCAAAGUAUAAAUGUUACAGCGAUCCUCCCUCUCCGUCCAGGUUCAAACCAUCAGAAGAUGUUCACUUCACCGUCGAUGAACUAUUCUCUGAGACUAAUAGUGACACCGAUGAUGACGAUGAAAUUUCCACAAGUUCAGUUGAUUCGAAAGGUCCCGUGGCUUCUUAUCUUGAUCAUGGUGAAUCAAACAUACCACAGGAUCUCGAUCAUAAUAUGCCACCCGCCUUAAAGAGACUUCAAAGGUUGAAUCAUUUUACUUCAUUUGAUCACGAUGUGAACUCAGCAGCAACAACAAUUCAGGAAAAGAAGCUACUGAGGACCCUCAGCACUUCAGAGAGGAUAGGGUUGAUUUGGCCAGAACAGCCACUAGACUUGUUAGCCAAGCAUGCUUUAAGUAAUUCAACUUCCUUUAGGUCGAUUAGGUCUUUCAGAACUUACAAUUCAUUCAAGCCUGUGCACAGUAAGCUCAAGGAUUCAUCGGAGGUUGGCCUGGUUCCUGAUCUUGACCUGAAUGUUACUGGCUUCAAAAAGAAAAGGCUGGCUUUUGUGAGGAUAAUAAGUAAACAAAUGGUUGGAAUUUACCUUUCGAUAUGGGUUCGCCGCAGUGUGAGAAACCACAUCCAAAACUUGAAGGUAUCUACCGUCGGUGUGGGUGUCAUGGGUUAUAUCGGCAACAAAGGUUCGAUAUCGGUCAGCAUGUCCAUAUAUCAGACCCCAUUUUGCUUCGUGUGUAGCCACCUAUCUUCGGGCGAAAAAAGCGGGGAUGAACUUCGAAGAAAUUCAGAUGUGCAAGAAAUUCAUCGCAGAACCCAGUUUAGUACGGUUGCCGGCGGUGCAGGAUUGCCGAAAACAAUCCAUGAUCAUGAAAGAAUUUUCUGGCUUGGCGAUCUAAACUACCGCAUAGAUUUGUCACCGGAAAAGACACAUGAACUCAUCGCCGGCAGAAAUUGGACUCUGCUGGCAGAGAGAGACCAGCUAAAACGGGAGCUCAAGAAAGGACGUGCCUUUGAUGGUUGGUCAGAGGGUGUCAUGAACUUUCCUCCCACCUACAAGUAUGCGUUCAACUCGACAAACUAUGUGGGAGAUGACCAGAAGGGGGGGAGGAGAAAUCCCGCGUGGUGCGAUCGCAUCCUGUCGUUUGGAAAGGGUGUGAGGCUUCUGGACUACAAAAGAGCUGAGCUGAAGCUUUCCGAUCAUCGUCCUGUCACCGCCGUUUUCAUGGCCGAGGUCGAGGUAUUCUGUCAUAGAAAACUUCAGAAGGCGUUAACCUUGACAGACGCGGAGGUGGAAGAUGGAGGGACCAUGCCGGAUGUGGACUUCACCCUGGAGAUGGGCCUCGGAGAUGUAAGUUUCCUGUUCCCAUCUACCCAUUUAGUUUUCGUUUCGAAAGUCAACGAGACAAUCGAAACGGAUGCAUCCGUCUCACCUGUGCAAACCGUAUUACCGACUGGACUUGUCGCAGGAUAUCUCCGGAUGGCUGCGGUAGACCGGCGAGUUUCAGCGACGUGCGGCUUCUUUGGCUCUUCUCGGCCGUCGUCGACCCCUACGGUGCGCGUGCGCGCGCUGCUAUAAAUAGAUAUAUGUGGUAUCUGUCGUAUGGUGUGUGAUGUAACUCCUUACCGAAGUUAAAUGAUUUUUCUUUUUCUUCACCUUGUUGUUGGUCGAACGAGGGAUCGUUGUUAGGUUUGUGAUGCGACUUUGAUGUUCUACGUGAAUGAGAUCGGUUUGGUUAUAGAUUAUUUCAUGUAAUUAGUUAUUUCGAACA